UGUAUUGUAUAGGUUAAGUGUUAAUGUUUGCUUUUGUAUUUUUUUACUAGUCUAAAGAAUAAAUAAAUAAUAAAGUCCAUCAUAACAAAAAUCAAAUUAUUAUCCAUAUUUGUCUAAAAAUUGUAUACUUUAAUUUUACGUGAUCUGGAGAAGGUAACGUCCCACCAAAAGCAAUCAAAUAAUUUCCAGAAAAAUGUUAAAAUCUAAUUUGAAUUUUUACUACUGCAUACAUUGUGGUGAAAAAACACAAACACUUUUUAAGAAAUACAGUGAGACAGUUUUAAAACUAACAGAAUGCAAGAAUUGUGGAAAAACUGCUGACAAAUAUGUAGAAUAUGACAUUGUGAUAAUAAUUAUAGACUUAAUAUUAUUAAAAAAUAUUGCAUAUAGACACCUUUUACUUAAUACUGAGUUUAAGAAUUUUUGGAAAUUAGCUGUAAUUCUAAUGCUCUUAGAGUCAUAUUGUGAUUCUGCAUUAUCAACUCGAUUAUUGACUAAUGUUUAUGAAAAACAAGCCAAUAAAACUGAACCCACUUUGAGUGAUUUUGAUAUGAAUAUUGAAGACCUUAAAUUUUAUAUUAUGUGUUUGAAUACUGCUCUUAGUCAUUUUACUUUUGUUUUGACAAUCUACAUGUUAACCAUCAUUUAUGGUAAGAUAAAAAGGUGGGAUGAUAUGCCAACAUUAUGUUUGAUAAUGAAAACCAUGACACUGGCCUCAACAGGGGCAUUUUUGCAGUUGCCCUCUAUAAUUUGGGACUUGUCACUUUAUUCUCAUCAUUUACAUUUUAUUACAGUUUAUACCUGUCUUAGUCAAUUGCUGGCUUAUAGAGUAAUAUGCUACAGUCCAAAAAUGUGGUGUCUCUUUGUAGUAUUUGCCUCCCAUUUAAUUAAAUAUAAUGUUAGUAGUCAUUUAGGAACUUUCAUCAAUUUUAUCUUUACUCAACAUAUGGAUCAAAAUAACCUAAUAUUCUAAGAAUCAGAAUGUAAAAUAAAAUAAAAAGUAAAACUAA
This is a messenger RNA of Anthonomus grandis grandis, 1010 nucleotides long. RefSeq names its product protein ARV1 (gene Arv1). The record is from RefSeq and is a predicted model, not a curated record. The transcript has 5 exons. Gene Ontology annotation, cellular component: Golgi apparatus; cortical endoplasmic reticulum. Gene Ontology annotation, biological process: intracellular sterol transport; regulation of plasma membrane sterol distribution; sterol metabolic process. Lineage: Eukaryota; Metazoa; Arthropoda; Insecta; Coleoptera; Curculionidae. The coding region runs from base 194 to 973 and encodes 259 amino acids.